AUGAUGGAAAUUAGAGAAAUGGCUAACCAAUCUACUCCAACAGAGUUCCUUCUCAUGCAGUUUUCAGAAACCCGUGAAUUUCAGAUCUUGCAUUCUGCAAUAUUUCUCUUCAUUUAUUUAACAGCCUUAGUGGGGAAUUCUCUCAUCAUCACAGCUGUGGCCCUAGACCACCACCUUCACAGCCCAAUGUACUUCUUUUUGAUCAACUUGUCAUUGUUUGAUGUGUGCUCCAUCUCCACUACUGUACCCAAAUCCAUCGCCAUUUCGUUGACAAGCAACAACAUUAUUUCUUUUGCCGGAUGUGUGACACAGGUCUUCUUAGUGAUCACAUUUGUUGGUGGUGAGCUUGCUUUGCUCACUGUUAUGGCUUAUGACCGUUUUGUAGCAAUCUGUCGUCCACUACAAUAUACCUUAAUCAUGAAUUGGAAUGCCUGUAUCCAACUGGCAGCUGCUUGCUGGAUAGGCAACCUGAUCCAUGCAGUACUGGAAACCAGUUUCACUUUCAUACUAAAUUUCUGUGGGACCAAUAUCAUUGGACAAUAUUUUUGUGACAUUCCGCAAUUGCAAAAGAUUUCUUGCAGUGAUACAAGAGUGAAUCAAAUUAUAAUUGUUGUUCUGGGUUUUUUCCUGGACUCUUUCUUUUUUACCUUCAUCUUUACUUCCUAUGGCUACAUAUUUUCUGCUGUGCUGAGGAUCCCCUCAGUCCAAGGCAGAUAUAAAGCUUUUUCUACCUGCACUCCUCACCUGACUGUCUUUUCUUUAUUCAUCACCACAGCUGUCUUUUCAUACAUGAGACCAAAAGCACUUUCUUCCCCCACUGUGGACUUGGUUUCUGCUGUAUUAUAUACAGUUUUGCCACCAGUUCUUAAUCCCAUUAUUUAUAGCCUCAGGAACAAGGACAUCCAACUGGCAGUCUGGAAAAUACCCAGAAAAUUAAAACAGCUUGUAGCAUGAUUAAUCAGUUCCAAAUU
This is a messenger RNA of Lacerta agilis (Sand lizard), 971 nucleotides long. RefSeq names its product olfactory receptor 14A16-like. The transcript has a single exon. Gene Ontology annotation, cellular component: membrane. Gene Ontology annotation, molecular function: olfactory receptor activity; G protein-coupled receptor activity. Lineage: Eukaryota; Metazoa; Chordata; Lepidosauria; Squamata; Lacertidae. The record is from RefSeq and is a predicted model, not a curated record. Gene Ontology annotation, biological process: G protein-coupled receptor signaling pathway. Bases 1 to 954 code for a protein of 317 amino acids.